Messenger RNA from Sporothrix brasiliensis 5110, 993 nucleotides. RefSeq lists its product as uncharacterized. Bases 1 to 993 code for a protein of 330 amino acids. The transcript has 2 exons. The record is from RefSeq and is a predicted model, not a curated record. Lineage: Eukaryota; Fungi; Ascomycota; Sordariomycetes; Ophiostomatales; Ophiostomataceae.
AUGAAGCCCGCUUCUCUCAUCACGACCCUCGCCUUUGCGGCGUUCGGCUCGACACUGGCUCAGAACAGCACGUCAGAUGCCUCGACUGGCGAUGUCGGCAAGCAGAACGGCAACGGCGGCGAACACCACGGAGGAGACCGGAGUGGCGGCGGCGGUGAGCACGGACACCAAGGCCACUCAAAGCAUCACAAGGGACUCAAAGGCGUCAAUGCCGGGUCGACGCUCGAGCGCUGCACAAUCCUACAGCGAUUCAACCACAUCAUCGACAGCGCUGCCAAUGCCACUCAGCUCCAGAUCGACUUCAAGGGCAACGCCACGCGCAUUGCCCGUGUUCAGGCCGAGGCCACCCAGCUGCGCAACGCCACAUCGCCACAGGGGGCGCUGUUUGUGACCUUGCGUAGCAACGCGACGUUCUUGGGCAUCUGCGACACCAUUUUUGCGACGGAGAGCAGCGGGGAGCAGUGCAACCGGUUGCGGUUCCUGGAGGCCCGAGCCACCCUCGCAGCCAAUGCAACGGCACUCGAUAAAGCGGCACACGGCAACACAACGCGCGCACAGCAUAUCCAAGCGGCGGUCACCAAGGCGCAGCCAGAGCUGGCCGCGCUCCAAGGAAACGAGACGCUGCUGCAGUUCUGUGCCAUGUUCCAGACGCAGGCGCAGUGCCGACUGAUCAAGCAGCUGUACGGCGAUGUGAGCCUGGCACGCAAUGCGACGAGGCUGAACCAGACGCUCGAGGGCAACACGACGCGAAUUGCGGCAUUUCAAAACCUGGUGGCCAAGGCCACGGCACAGCUCGACAAGUUGCUCAACAAUGCGACGCUGGUCUCGGUUUGCAAGACGGAAAUGCCGUUUAUUCUUGACCUGGCAAACGAACUGCCCAACGCCACGGUGACGUCGGUUAAUGCGGUCAGCCAGUCGACGGCGUCUCGCAACGUGGCUGUAUCGGCACUGCUUCUUGUCGUCUUCUUCAUGUUGAGCUUCAAUUUGUUGUAG